Lactuca saligna is the source of this 822-nucleotide messenger RNA. Lineage: Eukaryota; Viridiplantae; Streptophyta; Magnoliopsida; Asterales; Asteraceae. The record is from the annotation of a GenBank genome assembly.
AUGGCUGCGAUAGGGGUUAGCAAAGCUCCUUAUUUCUUCUCUACCAGGUGUUGUGUUUGCCUGAGAGUGAGAGUUAGCAGAGGUAGGAACCGCUGUGAAGCUUUCCGCUCCAAAACCCCAACUGGUGGUACUGCCUUCAGCCGCUUGCUUGUUCUGGUGCCCAUUGUUCCUUGUUCUAAAAGAUUUGGAUUUGUUUCUUGUUCUGGUGCCUUCAGCCGCUUGCUUGUUCAAGACAUCGUUCAAAAGUUCCCACUAGACAUUAAGAGUCUUGACAAAAGUUGUUUAGGUCCUUUGAGGAAAGCUUAUUGCAGCUCUCUUAAUCUACUUUUAAGGCAUGAGGCACGUGAAUUUGCUAAUGAGCUUAGAGCAAUUACAAAAGCAUCAAGAAAUCCAACUGUUUUGCUCGAAGGUUCAACUGGUUCAAAUCAAAAUGUAAACAAUUCCACUGCUCUGAAUAAUAUGCCAAAAUGCUCACCAUAUUUAUCCCACUCCUUCUUGAUGAGUCCAGCAGGACUCAUCACAUGCAUGACACAAGGAACUACUAGUCUUCUUAGUAAUACAGUUUAUGCCAUAAGUGAUGCUGCCACCCAAGAUCAAGUUCCAGAGAAUGAUGUCAAAGGAAUUUCUAAGGAUAAACCACUGAUCCACCGGGAGCAGGAAAAACACAAACAAUUCUUAGGCUUCUUAGUGCCAUAUUACAAACCAGCUGAGUAUAUAAGUCUCUUAGUAACUUAUGCAGGUAACAAUCUUGUUGAAAGGACUUAUGAAUCAGAUAUUAAUGGUAACAAGUUUAACACUCGAGUCCAUACGAUUAGAUGUUAA